Alternaria incomplexa is the source of this 1125-nucleotide messenger RNA. RefSeq lists its product as uncharacterized. The transcript has a single exon. The coding region runs from base 1 to 1125 and encodes 374 amino acids. The record is from RefSeq and is a predicted model, not a curated record. NCBI's taxonomy places the organism in Eukaryota, Fungi, Ascomycota, Dothideomycetes, Pleosporales, Pleosporaceae.
AUGUACGGACUCAUCACUCUCUCGCUGCUUUCCCUCACUUCGGCGCUACCACAACGCAACCGCGGUGGUAACGGCAAUGGACAACAAGCGACGGCCUUCCAAAAAGCGGCUCAGGUGCCCCAGGGGAUCUCUACAGCCACAGAUGGCUCUAUGAUCCUAGAUGACACGGUCAUGGUCAACAACCUGCCUAUUCGAUUCAAGAUUUCCGCACCGGCAGAUCAAUUCCUUCCAGCUUCGGGCGUCCCCGGUGCGGCAGCUACAUCGGCGAACGGCACCCUGGGCGCGAACGUGUUGCUCCACGGCGACGGUGGACAGAGCUUCUUCGACAUGCCGAACCAAGCUGUUCAGGCCAACACCAUGGGUGUUGCGCUACUGGCACCCGAUAAAAACCUGUUCUGGGGAGGAGGCUCGGGUCUUCAACGUACAGAUGGUGUAGCACACGCCCAGGCCGUCAACGACUUCAUCCAAACCGAACUGCCGCAACGGGUUGCAGUUAACAUGUCCAACAUCGUCUUCACAGGUGUCUCGGGCGGCUCGCUAAUGAUGUCCGGCUUCUUCAUCCCAGCACAGAUGCAAAACUACGCCAAUUCGGCUGUCGAGCUUAACUGCGGUGGCAUGCCGCCGCAAGUCGCUUUCCAGAACGCUGCCACAGUUAUGUCUCAGACAAGGAUCCACUUCCAAUCUACACAGAGUGAGCUCCAAUUACUCCAGGGUAGCAUUCCACAGGCUGUUACAGCCUACGAGCAGCUCGGUGCAGAUGCAGGUUUGAGCGCGGAUCAGGUCAACACAUUGCAGACAGUGGACAACACACCUGCGGGAGGGCAUUGCGAGUUUGACGGCCAGGACUUCGUUUCUGGAGUACAGACCAUGUCGUCGAGCUACGCAAACGUCAUGCAGGGCGGUAAUGGCCAGGUGCAAGGAAUCGGUGCGCCGAGCACUGGUGUUGUCACGACGGGUGUUGUUGGAAACGAGAACUUGAAGUUCGUGGGCGGGCAGAGGAAGCGUGAGGUCGAGGCGAGAAGUAUGAUACAGAUGCGAUGGGCGCAGGACGUGGUCGAGGAGGCAGACUUCCAGAUGCUGGCGUGCGAUAGGAGUUCGUGCUCAGCCGAUGAGCCUAGGGUUUAG